Ostrinia nubilalis (European corn borer) is the source of this 1220-nucleotide messenger RNA. RefSeq names its product lysocardiolipin acyltransferase 1-like. The coding region runs from base 24 to 1199 and encodes 391 amino acids. Gene Ontology annotation, cellular component: endomembrane system; endoplasmic reticulum. Gene Ontology annotation, molecular function: acyltransferase activity. NCBI's taxonomy places the organism in Eukaryota, Metazoa, Arthropoda, Insecta, Lepidoptera, Crambidae. The transcript has 7 exons. Gene Ontology annotation, biological process: phosphatidylinositol acyl-chain remodeling. The record is from RefSeq and is a predicted model, not a curated record.
GGCCAGUGCGAGCCAGCGAGGCCAUGGCGGCGGGGCUCCUGCUCUGCCUGGCUUGGUACUACACCAUACUUGCUGGUUUUUACGUGCUGUAUUGCCCUCUAUUGUACAUCAUAUUUUUGAAUCAUAACUGGUACAGAAAGGUGGCAGAUGUUCUGUUUGCGCUUUGGGAACUUUAUCCUGUGGCAUUAUUCCAGUGUUGCUAUAAUACUCAAUUGCACCACUAUGGAGAUUACGUGAACCCGGAUGAGAAGACCAUUAUUAUUAUGAACCAUCGCACAAGGGUUGAUUGGAACUACGUCUGGAUAGCCCUAUACCAUGCCUCCCACGACCCGGCGCGAGUUGAGACGUGUAUUUGUAAGGAAACCACAUCGAAUAGGGAAAAGAACGACAUCCUGGACGUCGUGGCAGGAGGAAGAUCCAAAAUAAAGUUUGUGUUGAAAGACGAGCUAAAAGUUGUGCCCGGAAUGGGUUGGAUAAUGCAGCUGAACUUUUUUUUAUACGUCAAAAGAAACUGGCAAGAGGACCAGCUGAAUUUAACGCAAUUUGUAGACUACUACAAGCGGCUCAAAUAUGAUUAUAGAAUCAUUUUGUUUCCCGAAGGAACGGAUUUGAGUGAUGAGAACAAACGGCGAAGUGAAAAGUAUGCGACUGUUAAUAAUUUGCCGCGUUACACAUACGUUUUGCACCCGCGAACUACGGGAUGGGCGGCGCUGUGCUCCCAGCUACGAGCUACGGGCCUGGCGUCCGUCUACGACGUAGCCGUAGCCUACGACGCGCCCGUCCAGACCGAGGGCGACUUGCUACGAGGGCGGAUACCGAAACAUGUGCAUUUUUAUUUCAAACGGUAUCCAAUAGAGCAACUCCCGCGGGAAGAAGAUGAUCUCCGAAAAUGGCUCAACCAAAGGUGGAGUGACAAAGAAAUUAGUUUACGAAAAUUCCACGAAGAAGGAGUGUUCGUGGAUCCAGCUACUAGAAAAUUUCCCAUAGAGAGAUUACCAAGGUCCAUGAAUGCAGCCCUGAUGGCGUUUACAUUCUGGACCAUAGUCGAUGUCAUAUUUCUGUACGCUCUGUUUAACAGCGUUUUGUUCCAGUUUUGGGUAUUAUAUCAUAGUCUGUUAUUUGUUUUUGUUACUCGUUAUUUUGGAGGGUUUCAGAAUAUUCAAUAUCAAUUGUUAUUAAAUAGGCUUAAGUUUCAAUAAAUCCAAUUUUAGUAAAUUUUA